CGAAAAGAAUUUGACUUUUUUUUUCUCUCUCUUUUUUUUUUUUAGUUUGACGGAAGGUAACCGUAUAAAAGAUGGUAAGCAGGCGCGGCAAAGCCCAGUUCUCAUCGCGCUGUGAAGUCUCUGAAAAAGCGUCCGUAGACCUCAUAAAAACUUGAACCAUGUGUGACGACGAUACCUGCGCUCUUGUUGUGGACAAUGGCUCCGGCAUGGUCAAGGCCGGAUUCGCCGGAGACGACGCCCCUCGCGCCGUCUUCCCCUCCAUUGUCGGCCGCCCCCGUCAUCAGGGUGUGAUGGUCGGCAUGGGUCAGAAGGACGCCUACGUCGGCGAUGAGGCCCAGAGCAAGAGAGGUAUCCUCACUCUCAAGUACCCCAUCGAGCACGGUAUCAUCACCAACUGGGACGACAUGGAGAAGAUCUGGCAUCACUCCUUCUACAACGAACUUCGUGUUGCUCCUGAGGAAUCUCCCGUCCUCCUCACUGAGGCUCCCCUCAACCCCAAGGCCAACCGUGAGAAGAUGACCCAGAUCAUGUUCGAGACCUUCAGCACCCCUGCCAUGUAUGUGGCCAUCCAGGCCGUGCUGUCCCUGUACGCCUCUGGUCGUACCACUGGUAUCGUUCUCGACUCUGGUGACGGUGUGUCCCACACUGUCCCCAUCUACGAAGGUUAUGCUCUUCCUCAUGCUAUCCUUCGUCUCGACUUGGCUGGUCGUGACCUCACCGCUUACCUGAUGAAGAUCAUGACUGAGCGUGGCUACUCCUUCACCACCACCGCCGAACGUGAAAUCGUUCGUGACAUCAAGGAGAAGCUUUGCUACGUCGCCCUUGACUUCGAGAGUGAGAUGAACGUCGCUGCUGCUUCCUCAUCCCUUGAGAAGUCCUACGAACUUCCCGACGGUCAGGUCAUCACCAUUGGAAAUGAGCGUUUCCGUGCACCAGAGGCACUAUUCCAGCCUUCAUUCCUUGGAAUGGAAUCCGUUGGAAUCCACGAAACUGUAUUUAACUCCAUUAUGAGGUGCGACAUUGAUAUCAGGAAGGACCUCUUCGCCAACACUGUCAUGUCUGGAGGUACCACCAUGUACCCUGGUAUCGCUGACCGUAUGCAGAAGGAAAUCACUGCUCUGGCUCCUUCCACCAUCAAGAUCAAGAUCAUUGCUCCUCCUGAGCGUAAAUACUCCGUGUGGAUCGGCGGUUCCAUCCUUUCUUCCCUAUCCACCUUCCAGGCCAUGUGGAUCACCAAGGAGGAAUACGAUGAGUCUGGCCCUGGAAUCGUCCACCGCAAGUGCUUCUAAUUCUAUCUUUGGAAAUACCCUUAGAAUUAUGAGAUAUAUUGUCCAUCUACUCGUGAUAAUGAUAUCCUCAUUCUUAUACAUCUAUAUUUUGUUAUCAAAGAACUGAUAAUUUAU
Messenger RNA from Penaeus indicus, 1403 nucleotides. Its product is annotated as actin, muscle-like. The transcript has 2 exons. The coding region runs from base 159 to 1289 and encodes 376 amino acids. Gene Ontology annotation, biological process: mitotic cytokinesis. The record is from RefSeq and is a predicted model, not a curated record. Lineage: Eukaryota; Metazoa; Arthropoda; Malacostraca; Decapoda; Penaeidae.